UGCAGGAUCCACAUCAUGGCCGGGCGGGUGCCCGAGGGCGCGGACCGGGCGGCGCUGGCUGCGGGGAUGGAGGCCCCCUUCGUUGACAACCUGCGGCACGCGGCCGGCGUCCUGGCCCAGGAGCCCAUGGUGGGGCUGCUGGAGCCGAUCAACACGCGCAUCACUGAUCCCCGCUACUUCCUGAGCACGCCCCAGCAAGCCGCUGCCAUGUUGGAGCAGGUGGGACAGCCCAACCUGAAGCUGCAGCUGGACAUCUUCCAUCUCCAGAUUAUGGACGGGAACCUGACGCGCAACCUGGAGACCUACUUCCCACUCAUCGGUCACAUCCAGAUUGCACAGGUGCCAGCGCGGCAGGAGCCUGACACCCCUGGGGAGGUGAACUUCCCCUACCUCUUCCAGCAGCUGGAGUCGCUGGGCUACACGGGCUACGUGGGGUGCGAGUAUACCCCGCGAGGGGCCACAGCAGAAGGGCUGGGCUGGCUGCGGGAGUACUGGCAGAGCCGGGGCCUAGAGCCCAAUGGCAGCAUCCUGUAGGGGCUGGUGGCCAGUGGCCCAGGCCCACCGUACUGCAGGCACAGGCACAAGAAUAAAACACAAGCAAAA
Alligator sinensis (Chinese alligator) is the source of this 603-nucleotide messenger RNA. RefSeq names its product hydroxypyruvate isomerase (putative) (gene HYI). The transcript is spliced from 6 exons. Gene Ontology annotation, molecular function: hydroxypyruvate isomerase activity. The record is from RefSeq and is a predicted model, not a curated record. NCBI's taxonomy places the organism in Eukaryota, Metazoa, Chordata, Crocodylia, Alligatoridae. Gene Ontology annotation, biological process: glyoxylate metabolic process. The annotation marks the transcript as partial.